This is a messenger RNA of Zophobas morio, 2090 nucleotides long. Its product is annotated as UDP-glycosyltransferase UGT5-like. Bases 391 to 2064 code for a protein of 557 amino acids. The record is from RefSeq and is a predicted model, not a curated record. NCBI's taxonomy places the organism in Eukaryota, Metazoa, Arthropoda, Insecta, Coleoptera, Tenebrionidae. Gene Ontology annotation, molecular function: UDP-glycosyltransferase activity. The transcript is spliced from 4 exons.
AAAUGGUUAUGGGCGUUUUCUGACUUAUGGCGAAAUUUCAGAGGAAAAUCUUUUGGAAAAUAUCAACGCGAUAUUGGAUAAUCCAAAGUACAAAGAAAACGCCAAACGAAGGUCUGACCUUUUCCACGAUCGACCGGUUAGCCCUUUGGACACGGCUGUCUACUGGGUGGAAUACGUGAUUAAACAUAGAGGAGCACCACACUUGAGAGUGGCAGGGGUUGAUCUUCCCUGGUACCAGUAUCUUCUACUAGAUGUUAUUGCAGCGAUUAUUACAAUCGCAUCUUUGGGCUUGAUUGUUACGUGUUUCGUAUGCCAGAAGGUUUAUAGAAAAGUUUUGUUUUGAUAUUGUCUUUCAUUAAAACCUCUAUUUCGUUGCAUAUCCUUUUCAAUAUGUCGAAACUAAGCAAACAGAGCACUUACGAGAUAAACUAUCGCAAAAUCGUGACAAGUAGAAACGUUGUUUUUAGGCGACUGAUUUCAGUUUGGGAUAGCAAAAUGAAGAAUGCAGUUACAGUGAUACUAAUUGUGUUAACAACAAUCCACCAUGGAAGUUGUGCAAAAAUUUUGGGCGUUUUUAGCGCUUCAGGACGCAGCCACUACAUCCUUGACAGUGCGCUAAUGAAAGCCUUAGCCGAAAAAGGGCACGACGUCACCGUGAUCAGUGCCCAUGGCGAAAAAGAACCACCGAAGACGAAAGGAACUUACACAAACAUUGUGGUCACAGAAAUUCUAGAAAGCAGAAAACAAAUGAUGAAGCAGUAUAAUACUAAUAUGUUCGAUCGGGAAGACGUGAACCCGUUCCUUUCAACCGUUUUCAUGGGGCUUUUCAUGCCCAAGAUGCUAGAAGCAACGUUACAAAACGAGGAAGUCCAAAAAUUGAUUCACUCUAACGAAAAGUUUGAUGCAGUGAUCGCGGAACAAUUUUUCAGCGAUGCAGAUAAAGCAUUAGCGACUCAUUUUGGGGCGCCGUUGAUAGUUCUGAGUGCUGUAGGGGCAAAUUCUUGGGUAAACACGAUAGUUGGAAAUCCUAGCCCUACGUCGUAUAUUCCAAUGCUACAGACCGAUUAUUCGGUCCCCAUGACGUUUUGUGAGCGACUUGUCAACAGUCUUUUGUAUGUAUUCGGGCAAAUAUUUUUCGAUUUGGUUGUAUACCCUAACGAAAACGCGAAGAUUCAAAAAUCCAUCCCGAACGGACCUGAUAUUUCUGACGUACUUUACAAUGCUUCGAUUGUUUUGAUGAACUCUCACCCGAGUCUAAACCAACCUGUGCCGUACGUACCCAACAUGAUCGAUAUUGGAGGGUUUCACGUACAACCACCAAAGAAACUCCCUCAAGACUUGCAAGAGUUUUUAGACAACGCGAAAGACGGUGUCGUCUAUUUCAGCAUGGGUUCUAAUUUGAAAAGCGCUGAUUUUCCACCAGAGAAACGGGACGCGAUUUUGAGGACGUUGUCGAAAUUGAAGGAACAAGUUUUGUGGAAAUGGGAGGAGGAUGUUUUGCCUGGGCAACCCAAGAAUGUUAAAUUGUCUAAGUGGUUACCCCAACAAGAUAUUCUAGCGCACCCAAAUGUCAAACUUUUUAUCACUCAUGGAGGUUUUUUAAGUACUACCGAGACGGUUUACCACGGGGUACCCAUUUUGGCGAUUCCUAUAUUUGGUGACCAAAAAUUAAACGCUAGAACUGCUAUGGACAACGGUUUUGGUCUUGUAUUACCGUACCAGGAGAUUACUGAGGAUAAGUUUACGCAAAGUAUUCAAGAAAUUUUAACUAAUCCUAAAUAUAGAAAUAACGCGAAAAAGAUUUCUGAGACGUUUCACGAUAGGCAGGUGGGUCCAAUGGAGACAGCGAUAUACUGGGUCGAGUAUGUGAUUCGUCAUAAAGGAGCGCCACACUUGAGAGUUGCAGGUCUUGAUCUACCGUGGUACCAAUAUUACUUGUUAGAUGUACUUGGUUUUCUAGUUUUAGUUAGUACGGUUGUUGUAUGUAUUUCCUACUAUUCAAUUAAAGCGGUUUGUAAAAAAAUAUGCAACAAACGUAAAACUAAAAAAUUGAAACAAAAGUAACUACUCCAAUAAAGAUUACAACAUAA